UCGCAACUCAAAUGCAAAACAAACGAACUAACGGUAAACUCUGGUGAAAUAUUGCAACACACACAUUGCGUAUAAAAACACGUCGUAACAAUUGUGUACGGCAAGGAAGUUCAAUACAGAGGAGGAGAAUUUCAUAAAAGCAAUCUGCUUGAUUUCCUUAAGAAAACCACAACAAAUUUUAUACCUUUAAAUCCCUAUCAAAUUUACAGUGAGAAUCGUCCAUCAUAUAAAUUAACAUCAAUAUAUAAUGUUGUUCAUGUGCCAUCAAAUGGCCAUGCAGAAGGAGGCCAAUGACAAACAGAAAGCCGAGGAACUACGUAAACAACAGAGCUGUCUUAAAGUACCUAUUAUUUGGGUUUUGGGAGGUCCCGGAUCUGGCAAGGGCACGCAGUGCGAGAAAAUUGUUCAAAAGUAUGGCUUUGUUCACUUAAGUACCGGCGAUCUUCUGCGAGCUGAGGUGGCAUCUGGCUCACCGAAAGGAAAAGACUUGGCUAUAAUUAUGAAAGAAGGCCGCCUGGUUUCUAAUGAUGAUGUUCUUGAUUUAUUGGAGAAAGCCAUACGGGAAAAGUCACUUGAUGCUAAGGGUUUUCUAAUUGAUGGCUAUCCACGAGAAAAGAAUCAAGGUGUAGCCUUUGAAAAGAAAAUAGCUCCUGUAGAUCUCAUUAUUUAUUUUGAAUGCGAAGACGAGACAUUAGUUAAUCGCAUUAUGGGUCGAGCAGCCGCAUCCACCGAAAAACGGGCCGACGACAAUGAGCAAACAGUUAAAGCACGAAUUCUCACUUUCAGAGGAAACACUAACGCAAUUUUAUCUCAAUACACUGACAGAACUUUAACGCUCAAUGCCGAACGCACCGUUGACGAAAUAUUUUGCGAUGUCACCUGUGCCUUGGACUGUUUAUUACAGAAAAAGAAUCUUGAAGCUAGCGAUCGCUAAAUUAAUUUUUAGUAUUUUUUUAAUUUUUUUUAUU
Molecule: messenger RNA, 968 nt
Organism: Glossina fuscipes
Lineage: Eukaryota; Metazoa; Arthropoda; Insecta; Diptera; Glossinidae
Gene: Ak1
Product: adenylate kinase isoenzyme 1
Exons: 7
Coding region: 248-934 (228 amino acids)
Biological process (GO): nucleoside triphosphate biosynthetic process
Cellular component (GO): cytoplasm; cytosol
Molecular function (GO): ATP binding; AMP kinase activity
Source: RefSeq, a predicted model, not a curated record